AUGCCUGCAAAUAGGAAGUACACCAAAAAGGCUAAAGCCACCAGCCAAGGGGCUACUGCAGAAGAAACUCGGGAAGAGACUGUUCCGACUCAGACAGCAGCCCUAAUCGCCCCUACAGUAACACCUCCUAUUGAUUCGGAUGGGGAUAACAGGUCAGCCGGACCUACUCCGUCCACGGCAAGUGCUCCAGUUUCCAAGUUCAGGAAAGAUAACCGUCAACAGAAUUUCAGGUGGUCAGGCUCCCAGUCUCAGGCCAGUGUGACUCAGAGUAACUUCACCAAUCCGAUUUGUGCUAAGUGUGGGAAAAGGCAUCCUGUGGAGUGCCGCUCUGGAUCAAAUAUUUGCUAUGGGUGUGGCCAGCCGGGCCAUGUUCAGCGAAAUUUCCCUUCAGUCAGACAGGGCACAGGAGGUAAUCGGACUCAUUCAGUAAAUUCAUCAGUUCCUCAUAAUAAACAGACUCAGGCAGGACGUGUACCAGCUAGAUCUGGCAACACAAGCGGUGGCCCAAACCGUUUGUAUACUUUGACCGGGCGCCAGGAUAUCGAUAACCGUACUGAUGUUGUCACAGGAGGUCUUGGUGGUGGCGGCGGUGGCAGAGGUGGAGGUGGAGGAGGAGGUAGUAAUGAUGGAUUUGGUGCUAGCUUCGGAUUUGGCGAGGGCCAUGGGUUGGGUGUAAAUGGUGGAUUUGGCCAAAUUGUGGGAGGUAUUGUUGAUGUUGGCAGUGGUGGUGGUGGCUUCGGAGGUGGAGGAGGAGGUAGUGAUGGUUGA
Lycium barbarum (goji berry) is the source of this 768-nucleotide messenger RNA. RefSeq lists its product as uncharacterized. Gene Ontology annotation, molecular function: nucleic acid binding; zinc ion binding. The record is from RefSeq and is a predicted model, not a curated record. Bases 1 to 768 code for a protein of 255 amino acids. Lineage: Eukaryota; Viridiplantae; Streptophyta; Magnoliopsida; Solanales; Solanaceae. The transcript is spliced from 3 exons.